Molecule: messenger RNA, 981 nt
Organism: Penicillium verhagenii
Lineage: Eukaryota; Fungi; Ascomycota; Eurotiomycetes; Eurotiales; Aspergillaceae
Exons: 3
Coding region: 1-981 (326 amino acids)
Source: RefSeq, a predicted model, not a curated record
AUGCCUCCAAUUCGCCGUGAUAAUAUGGCAGCACGUCAUCGUGGGUGCGAAUUGGCCCCAUAUGAACGUACUAAGCUUAUAGAGCUUAAAUCAAUUGGCUGGUCAUAUAAAGAGAUUCACGAUCGAUAUCCUUCGAUUCCAAUCUCCACAAUCAAGUCCACAUGGCUUAGAUCUAAUCAGAAAGGGCCCUCGCAAGAGACGUUACCCCGCUCUGGCCCACCAAAGAAGCUUAAUGAGGAGGAUAAGGAGAAUAUCCUUCAAGCGAUUGACGAUAACCCAUGCGUUAAAUAUGAUGAACUUCUUGCAACAGUUGACCAUAAGGUCUGUCGAGAUACGAUGUGGAGACUUCUUCGCGAAGAGAAUAAACGGGAAUGGCUUCGUCUUCGACGCCCAGCGCUUACUGGUAGACUGGCCGUUGUAUUUUUACAAUACAAAGAGUAUAGGAGAAGCAUUCUAGUUUACCAUGCAUCCAGAAAGCAUGGGAUUUUGGGUCUCGAACCACUUGCCAAACAUUACGUUGAGCAGUUCGGUGAAGAAUUGUCUCUGUAUGACGUACUUCGCCUAGCAAGGGAUGUAUUUUCAACUCUCCCUGAAGGCGAGACUUGGCUCCCCACUUACAUCAAAAGCCAUUUACUGCGGCUGAAGCUUGGGAAUCUAAACACCAACCUGCUAGAGCUUUAUAGUGCUCUUGGUCAUGAUCAUCAUUUUGAUAAUAUUGUCAUGAAAAUGGUGGUUGACAUGCUGUCCGAACACAUUUCGGAUGCUACCUUGAAAAGUGAAAUAUUUAUGGCUAACGCGAGACACUUAACAGCAGAUCCUGCCGCCGAGGACCCUGUUAUCGAAGAUCCUGUCCUCAAAGAUCCUGCAGCUGAAGAGCCUAACGUCGAAGAAGCUAUCGUCGAAAUGUCUGUCGAGGAAUGGAUUAUUGAUAAGCCCUGCUCAGUGGAAGGUUUGCCUGAUGUCCCUUUACCUCUACAGUAG